Messenger RNA from Ilex paraguariensis (yerba mate), 1373 nucleotides. The record is from the annotation of a GenBank genome assembly. NCBI's taxonomy places the organism in Eukaryota, Viridiplantae, Streptophyta, Magnoliopsida, Aquifoliales, Aquifoliaceae.
GAAGCACCAGGUCUGGUCAACAGUCCAACCUUCCUUCUUCAUCACCUUCGCUGGUCAGCUGUUUCUAUCUAAUUAUCUGACUUCCUCAGAGCCAGCGAAUUAUAAACCCUAAUUCAUAUGAUUUCUCCAUCAUCAUCACAACUCUCAUCUUCGCUCUCCAGUCUUUCUAAAUAAAGAGCAACGCUGUUUUGUUUCAACCUCCGAAGAACUCCGUCUCACUCAAAAUGUUUGAGGCAGUGAUGGAAGACUACCAAAGAAAGCCAAUUGAGCUCAGAGCUAUCGAUUCCUUAGGGUUAGGAUUUGAUUUCGCGAGUGAUUUCAGAUUAAAAUUCGCUAAGAAAUGCCUUAAUGGUGAGAGACUGGUGGUUUUGGAUGAGAAAAAUAAGAGAGACAUUGUGAUUCCUGGCGGGGGAGGGGGUGUAAUCGAAGGCGUAUCAGAGGACAUCCGAGUAGAUAAAGGGGAUCGGAUUCGGUUCAAGUCUGACGUUCUCGAAUUCAGUCAGAUGUCAGAGUUAGUUAAUCAGAAAUCUUCAGUACAAGGAAAAAUUCCUUCGGGCUAUAUUAAUGCUCUAUUUGAUUUAACUGGAGCCUGGUUGAAUGAUGCUGCGGAUGCCAAAUAUCUGGCAUUUGAUGGUUAUUUUAUCUCACUCUGCUAUUUGCACCUGACAGCAUCUCCACUAGUACUCAAAGACGAAGUAAAGAAGGCUGUUCCUUCUCAUUGGGAUCCAGCAUUGUUAUCCAGGUUCAUCCAGACUUAUGGAACACACAUAAUUGUGGGGAUGGCCAUUGGUGGUCAAGAUUUACUUUGUGUUAAACAGAGACCAUCUUCAGCAAUUCCUCCUGCUGAACUUAAAGGAUAUUUGGAGGAUCUUGGAGAUUGUCUGUUUUCAGAUGGAAACAGUCGUUCUCUAUUAGAAAGAAAGACAAGAGAUGGCAAACCAAUGGUUCCCGAGGUUUUCAAUCGUAUGUUGCAGUCACACCCAAUGCAAUUUACCAGCAUCACAGAAACAUCAAGCAAGGAUGGUGUCACAAUUAUGUGGACAAAAAGAGGAGGGGAUGUGUUUUCACAGAGCCACUCCAAGUGGCUCCAGACAGUGGCUUCUAACCCUGAAGGAAUCCUCUUUAAGUUUGUUCCCAUUACUUCGCUCCUUACUGGGGUUCCAGGGAAUGGCUAUCUAAGUCAUGCAAUCAACUUGUAUUUACGAUAUAAACCUGCCCAGGAUGAUUUGCAAUGUUUCUUAGAGUUCCAAGUUCCUAGACAAUGGGCACCUUUCUUUUGUGAGCUGCCUCUUCGGCAUCAAAGAAGAAAGGCUUCCUGCCCUUCACUGCAGUUCAGUUUCAUGGGUCCAAAGAUUUAUGUCAAUUCCACCCUG